AUGGUAGAAGGCAAAGGAAAAUUACCUGAGGGCGAAUCCAGCAAUCCGACAGAACCGGACCCCUCUCACGAUCCAGCAACCGCAAUAUUACGAAAAAAACCAGCUCCGAAUAAACUUAUUGUCGAUGACGCUACGAAAGAUGACAACUCGGUGAUGACACUGUCUCCAGCAACUAUGGAGAAAUUACAAUUAUUCCGUGGGGAUACUGUCUUGAUAAAAGGGAAAAAAAGACGUGAUACUGUUCUCAUUGUAUUGGCUGAUGACGAUUGCGAAGAUUCUAAAGUUAGGAUUAAUAAAGGUGAUAUUGUAUCAAUUCAUCCGUGUCCCGAUAUUAAGUAUGGCCGUCGCAUCCAAGUACUACCAAUUGAUGAUACAGUUGAGGGCGUGACAGGAAACCUAUUCGACGUAUAUCUUAAACCAUACUUCCAGGAAGCAUAUCGGCCAGUUCGAAAAGAUGAUCUCUUCCUUGUUAGAGGUGGUAUGCGGGCCGUAGAGUUUAAAAUUGUAGAGACCGAUCCAGCGGACUAUUGUAUAGUUGCACAAGACACAGAAAUAUAUUGUGAAGGCGACGCAAUCAAGCGAGAGGAUGAAGAAGCAAAUCUUAAUGAUGUAGGCUACGAUGAUAUUGGUGGAUGUAGAAAGCAGAUGGCUCAGAUACGUGAAUUGGUUGAAUUGCCUCUCCGUCACCCACAAUUAUUUAAAUCAAUCGGUAUAAAACCACCAAGAGGUAUUCUUAUGUAUGGCCCACCUGGUACCGGGAAAACAUUGAUUGCACGUGCAGUAGCCAACGAAACUGGCGCGUUCUUCUUCCUUAUUAAUGGGCCUGAGAUAAUGUCGAAGAUGGCUGGUGAAUCAGAGAGCAAUCUAAGAAAGGCAUUCGAAGAAGCAGAAAAGAAUAGCCCUGCUAUUAUUUUCAUUGACGAGAUUGAUGCCAUUGCUCCUAAGCGAGAGAAGACAAAUGGCGAAGUCGAACGUCGGGUUGUUUCACAGUUAUUAACAUUAAUGGACGGCAUGAAAGCUCGCUCUAACGUGGUUGUCAUGGCAGCCACCAAUCGACCCAAUAGCAUCGAUCCAGCAUUACGACGCUUUGGUCGGUUUGACCGUGAAAUCGAUAUUGGUAUUCCCGACCCUACUGGACGGUUAGAGAUUCUCCGCAUUCACACAAAGAACAUGAAACUAGAUGAAGAUGUUGAUUUAGAGCAGAUAGCUGGCGAAACGCACGGUUAUGUAGGAUCGGAUAUAGCUUCACUAUGCUCUGAAGCGGCUAUGCAGCAGAUAAGAGAGAAGAUGGAUUUGAUUGAUUUAGAAGAUGAAACUAUUGAUGCCGAAGUCCUGGAUUCUUUGGCUGUCACCAUGGACAACUUUAGAUAUGCAUUAGGUGCAUCAAAUCCUUCAGCGCUUCGAGAAACUGUUGUCGAAGUGCCUACGGUCACCUGGAACGAUAUUGGUGGUUUAGAAAAAGUUAAACAAGAAUUACAGGAAACUGUACAAUACCCUGUGGAGCAUCCUGACAAAUUCCUCAAAUUUGGUAUGUCUCCUUCAAAGGGUGUUCUGUUCUAUGGACCACCCGGAUGUGGUAAAACACUUUUAGCCAAGGCAAUUGCUAAUGAAUGUCAAGCCAACUUCAUCAGCAUUAAGGGCCCUGAACUGUUAACCAUGUGGUUCGGUGAGUCGGAAGCUAAUGUUCGAGACGUUUUCGAUAAAGCACGAGCGGCAGCACCCUGUGUCAUGUUCUUUGACGAACUGGAUUCUAUUGCGAAGUCUCGUGGUUCGUCUGCUGGUGACGGAGGCGGAGCCGGCGACCGUGUGCUCAACCAAAUUCUAACAGAAAUGGACGGAAUGAAUGCUAAGAAAAACGUGUUCGUCAUUGGUGCCACAAAUCGCCCUGACCAAAUCGAUCCAGCAUUACUUCGACCUGGACGUCUAGAUCAAUUAAUUUAUAUUCCAUUGCCCGACGAGCCAUCUCGUUUGAGCAUUUUGAAAGCAACCUUACGUAAAUCGCCCGUGCGUGAAGACGUCGACUUGGCGUACCUGGCCAAAAACACAGAUGGAUUCUCUGGGGCUGAUUUAACAGAAGUUUGUCAGAGAGCUUGUAAACUGGCUAUUAGGGAGAGCAUUGAAAAGGAGCAAUCCCUUGGCUUCGGUGCUGCGUUUAAAUUCCCUGAAACGACAGAAUCCACUGAGAGCGGUACAGGAGCAGGCGAGGAUGAGGAUCUUGCUUCUAUAUAUGAAUAG
This is a messenger RNA of Paraglomus brasilianum, 2235 nucleotides long. The record is from the annotation of a GenBank genome assembly. Lineage: Eukaryota; Fungi; Glomeromycota; Glomeromycetes; Paraglomerales; Paraglomeraceae.